CCCUGCCCCUGAUGGCAAAGCUGCUUCCCCUACCUGAGGGCCCUGCUGACUGCCAAGAGCAACCGCAAGAUGGAGAGCAAGAAAUGGGAGCUCUUCAGCCAAACAGAGGAGCGUGAGGGAGCCUCCAGGAAGCUGGCCCUGCUGGAGCUGGGCUGCGGAACCGGUGCCAACUUCCAGUUGUACCCACCUGGCUGCAGGAUCACCUGUUUGGACCCAAAUCCCCACUUUGAGAAAGUUCCUAACAAAGACAUGGCUGAAAACAGGCACCUCCUAUAUGAGCGGUUUGCGGUGGCGCCCGGAGAGGACAGGAAACAGCUGGAUGAUGGCUCCGUGGAUGCAGUGGUCUGCACCCUGGGGCUGCGGUCUGUGCAGAGCCCGAGGAAGGUCCUGCAGGGGGUUGAGAGAUCACUCUCUCCUUCCUCCCAAGGAGGACUGCUAUUUUUCUGGGAGCACGUGGCAUUCAUGUGGCAGGAAGUUUUAGAGCCCACCUGGAAACACAGUGGGGAAACACAUUGCUGCCUCACAGAGACCUGGAAGGGUUUCGAGAAUGCCCAGUUCUCUGACAUCCCAAUGGAACAACAGCCCACUCUCUUCAAGUGGCUACCUGGUGGGCCCCACAUCAUGGGAAAGGCUGUGAAAUAACCUUUCUGAGCCCCUAAGGAGGCCAUUUGCUCCCUCCCCAGUCUCCAGUCAGAAAAAGCCACCCACCAGCCUCACCUGUCUUCUGCAGAGAGGGCUCUACCAGAAGAAUGAGAAAAGCCGUUCCCUCACCACCCCAGUCCCGCUCUCCCCCCACCCCUGCCAGGGAAGGCUCUCACUUCAAUCCCUCCUUCCACAGUGAAAAAGCUCUAUUCCUGCCCUGACCAGAGGGAGGAAACAGUUAUACCCUGCUGUGUCCUUAACACAAAUUCCUGGACUGGUCUCCCACCUUUUGUCACCCACCCCUUUCUUUGUUCGCAUGGUAAAGCUCCCCGUGCCCACCUUCUGAGGCUACACUGUGCGCCUCUAGGAACUGGUCACAAAAGUCAUUGGUAUGUGCAUCCCUGCCGGACCACCUGACCCUC
Microcebus murinus (gray mouse lemur) is the source of this 1064-nucleotide messenger RNA. It is a transcript of the gene TMT1B, whose product is annotated as thiol methyltransferase 1B. The record is from RefSeq and is a predicted model, not a curated record. Gene Ontology annotation, molecular function: S-adenosylmethionine-dependent methyltransferase activity. Lineage: Eukaryota; Metazoa; Chordata; Mammalia; Primates; Cheirogaleidae.